Molecule: messenger RNA, 6267 nt
Organism: Oncorhynchus keta (chum salmon)
Lineage: Eukaryota; Metazoa; Chordata; Actinopteri; Salmoniformes; Salmonidae
Product: mitogen-activated protein kinase kinase kinase 4-like
Exons: 28
Coding region: 221-5134 (1637 amino acids)
Biological process (GO): MAPK cascade; protein phosphorylation
Molecular function (GO): protein kinase activity; ATP binding
Source: RefSeq, a predicted model, not a curated record
UAUACAGUCAUUGGCCAUAGCUCUCCUCAAUGACUGCUGGAAAGAUGGCGACAGCGCACAACCCCGGGAGCUGCAACUCUGCAGGGGGAUAAAAAAAACUUCGCCGAAAGACGCCUUUUCGACCAGCUCUUGCAAAAAGAAAACGUGCAAACAGCAUUUAAACUGUUAUUGUCAUGGAUGGUCCCAUGCACCACUAGAACCGAGGAUUUCUCGACCUACUAUGGAGCCUCCUGAUAAUAGCGAACCUAGCAGGCAGGCCAAUCCCUCAAAAUAUGGUUUGGUGCAUCAGAACUGCGAGGUGGAAGAGUUGUGGGACAAGCGCAGCAAGGAAGAGGAAGCUCUGCACAGCACGUCUCCCCCCUGCACCCCCCGGCAGAUGAAACGCAUGUCGGGGAAACACCAGAAGAACCGCCAAGGUCAGGGAAGGUCGGCUAGACGCUCUCCUAACAAGGCAGACAAGCAGACAUCCCCCUCCAGCCCGCCCCAGCCCAACCCCAACAGGCUAAGAGAAGGGGCCGAGCGAGACCAAGACAAAGGCCCCCACCUCCAGCCCCUGGAGGCCGAGCAACAUAACUACAAGUUGGGCAAGAAACAGACCGACCCUUCUGAGGGGAUCCAGAUAAACAAACAAGAAAAGAAACAAAGCGAGGAUCAACAACACAGCUACAAACAGGGUCAAAAACAACGUGCCACCCUGCGCUCCAGCGAGAGAGACCACAAGAAGACCUUCCAUGGUUCCUUCAUGCUGGACCCGCUUUCCAAGACCUCUAGCCCCUUCGGUGGAGGCUCAGCCCUCAACAUGGACCCCAGGAAACCCUACCUGUCACUGGGCUGUGGCAGCGGCAAGCUCCUGGUCACUAUGCCCCACCCCAUGGCCCAUCGCACCCACCGCCAGACUUCCCGUACAGACUGCCCCGCUGAUAGACUCAAGUUCUUUGAGACGCUGAGGUUGUUAUUGAAGCUGACAUCCAUGUCGUCCAAGAAGAAGGAGAAGGAGCAGCGCGGCCUGGAGAACACUGCCUUCAUGGCCCAGAACAAUGACGUGGUGUGGCUGGAGCUCCAGGCGUGGCACGCGAGACGCUCCGUCAACGACCAGGACCUGUUCCUGUUCACAGCUCGUCAGGCCAUCCCAGACAUCAUCCACGAGGUCCUCCACUUCAAGGUUAACUACCACAGCCUAAGCCCCAGCACCGUAGGCCUUGGGCAACCUAGGAGUGGGUACUCCCACUCCACCGUAGGAGUGGGAGUACCAAGGGCAUCUCCAGACCAUGGGGCCCAGAGGACUCUAGUGUUCACAGAUUCAGGCUGUGGAGGUCCAGGCCAGGUGCCCAAGCAGAGGUCUCCAACCCAGGGCUCAGAGACGGUUUCUGGGGAGGAAAGGGACUCUAACCAGCCUGCUGCUGGUGGAGCUCCAGAGACUAACCACGCUGUUUCAGUUGACCCAUGGGGCUUCAGCGCCAACCCCUCCUCGGCGGUAGAUGCAGCGGCCCCCCUGGGUUCCGGGGCGGGGUACAGGGAGCACCUCCAGCGCCAGCGGCUGGCCUUCGAGCAGGUCAAACGGGUGAUGGAGCUGCUAGAGUCAGUAGAGGCUUUGUACCCGUCCCUGCAGACCCUCCAGAAGGACUAUGAGAAGUACGCGGCCAGGGACUUCCAGGGCAGGGUGCAGGCACUCUGUCUCUGGCUCAACAUCACACAGGAUCUCAACCAGAAGCUGCGUGUCAUGGCCACCGUCCUCGGCCUCCGGGACCUCUCCCGUAUCGGCUGGCCUGUCUUCGAGAUCCCCUCGCCACGCUGUUCCCGCGGCAAUGACGACGAAGACGAGGAUGGGGGGAUAUACUGUCCCACAGCCAUCUACAGACCCUUUGUAGAUAAGGCCUUGAAACAGAUGGGUCUGAGGAAACUCAUCCUGAGGCUACACAAGCUGAUGGACCCCUCCCUCCAGAGGUCCCGGGCAGCCCUGCUCAGCCACAUGCCUGCACAGGAGUUCACAGACUUCCCAGACCCCAUGCUGUACAGUGACUACCUACCAGAACUGUCCCGCCACCUGUCCUCCUGUAGCGCCCCCUGUGGCCCGGAGCUGGGGGCAGACCAGGUCUCUUGGGAGGAGCUGUUGGACAUGGACCUCCCCUCGUUCCGACCUGCCUUCUUGGUCCUGUGCCGGGUCCUGCUGAACGUGAUACAUGAGUGCCUUAAACUGAGACUGGAACAGAGACCUGCAGGGGAGCCUUCACUGCUCAGCAUCAAACAGUUGGUGCGUGAAUGUAAGGAGGUGUUGAAAGGUGGUCUCCUGAUGAAGCAGUAUUACCAGUACAUGCUGAGGCAGGUGGUCACAGACCCCCAGGGACUCCAGACCAACGCCAACAUAGACGAGUUUGAGGACGACCUCCACAAGAUGCUAGUGGUGUACUUUGACUACAUGCACAGCUGGAUCCAGAUGCUGCAGCAGCUUCCCCAGGCCUCACACAGCCUGAAGAACCUUCUAGAGGAGGAGUGGGACUUUACCAAGGUCAUCACCCCUUACAUCAGAGGAGGGGAGGCUCAGUCUGGGAAACUCUUCUGUGAUAUUGCUGGGAUGCUGCUCAAGUCCACUGGGGACUUCCUGGACGCGGGCCUGCAGAGGAGUGGUGAUGAAUUCUGGGAAAGUGCCGAUGACAGUACAGUCUCAGACGAGAUCAGGCGGUCGGUAAUUGAGACGAGCCGGUCACUCAAGGAACUGUUCCAUGAGGCUAGAGAGAGGGCGUCCAAAGCUCUGGGCUUUGCCAAAAUGCUCCGUAAGGACCUGGAGAUUGCUGCAGACUUCAGCAUUACCAGCGGGGUACCAUGCCUCCUGGAGGCCCUCAUGGAGAGAAACUAUGUCAAGGUCCAGAUCCCAGGGCUGGAGGAGCUGGAGGUGUUUGUCCCCUGUUCCCUGAUGAACCAGCGGGCCCUCAUCCUGCAACUUCUUAACGCUGCAGCUGGUAAGGACUGCAGUAAAGAGCCUGAUGAGAUGAUGGCAGAGGACGAGGCCUACCUGCUGAUGAGCAAGCACGGAGCAGGGGACUCGCCUUGCGAGGCAGGCCAGGCUGCGGUGCAGUGGCAGUGGGACGGGGAGCUGGUCAAACUGGUGCCUCAGAUGGAGACUGUGGACACGUUACGGGCCAUGAAGGUGGAGAACCUGCUCCUGAUAGUGAUGCAGUCAGCCCACCUGGUGGCCCAGCGUAAGGCCUUCCAGCAGAGCAUGGAUGAUCUACUCACCCUCCACAGGGAACAAACUUCCAGCCAGCCCCUCAUCGCCCGCUCCCUGGAGCAACUCAAGAACGAAGCCUUACAGCUGUGUAUAAAGAUCAGCACAGCCAUCGACCGGGUGGAGUACAUGUUCACGUCAGAGUUUGAGGUGGAGGUGGAGGAGUCUGAGUCGGCCACACUACAGCAGUACUACAGAGAAGCCAUGAUACAGGGAUACAACUUUGCCUUUGAGUACCACAAGGAGGUGGUGCGUCUGAUGUCGGGGGAGUUCCGUCAGCGGAUCGGGGAGCGCUACAUCUCUUUCGCCAGGAAGUGGAUGAACUAUGUCCUCACUAAGUGUGAAAGUGGCCGGGGUACCAGACCCCGCUGGGCCACUCAAGGCUUUGAUUUCCUCCAAGCCAUCGAACCUGCCUUCAUCUCUGCUUUACCAGAGGACGACUUCCUAAAUUUGCAAGCUCUGAUGAACGAGUGCAUUGGUCAUGUGAUCGGGAAGCCUCACAGCCCAGUCAGUGGCCUGUACAUAGCCUCGAGGAACAGUCCUCGACCGGUCAAGGUCCCUCGUUGCCAUAGUGACCCCCCCAACCCCCAGCUGUUCAUCCCCAAUGCAGAGGGCUUCAGCUCUAGGAGUCUCCCUUGCGACCUACGGACUCAGCUGUGUCUACCUACAGGCCCCCGCACGGUCCCUGCCCCCCAGGGCCCUGCCCCCGGGGAACACGGUCCAACCAAAGCACCUGGAUCCAUCCCAAAUGACGUCAGAGGGACCAACCUUCAGGAGAACGACAGGCUGUGGUCUGUAGCGGCUGAGAUGCAUUUCAGGUCUCUGAGCCGACACUCCAGUCCCACUGAGAACAGGGAAGAACCCUCCUAUCCUAAGGGAGGAGAACCCAGCAGCACAGCUAGGAGAAGCUGGGAGCUCCGCACCUUCAUCAGCCAAUCAAAAGACACUGCAGCCAGACAGAGCCCCAUGGAAGCUGUACGUCACUCCAUACGCUCCUUCGAGGACAAACGCUACGCCGUCAUGAAGCAAAGGAACAUCAUUGGCCAGGUGUGCGACACCCCCAAAUCCUACGACAACGUCAUGCACGUUGGCCUCCGCAAGGUCACCUUCAAGUGGCAGAGGGGCAACAAGAUAGGUGAGGGACAGUAUGGCAAGGUGUACACCUGCAUCAACGUGGACACUGGAGAACUCAUGGCUAUGAAGGAGAUCCGGUUCCAGCCGAACGACCAUAAGACGAUAAAGGAGACAGCAGAUGAGCUGAAGAUCUUUGAGGGCAUCAAACACCCCAACCUGGUCCGCUACUUUGGUGUUGAGCUACAUCGGGAGGAGAUGUACAUCUUCAUGGAGUACUGUGAUGAGGGGACCCUGGAGGAGGUGUCCAGGCUUGGCCUACAGGAACAUGUCAUCAGGCUGUACAGCAAACAGACCACCACGGCCAUCAACGUGCUCCACGAACACGGCAUCGUGCACCGAGACAUCAAGGGAGCCAACAUCUUCCUGACGUCGUCAGGCUUGAUCAAGCUGGGGGACUUUGGCUGUUCUGUGAAGCUGAACAAUGCCCAGACCAUGCCUGGAGAGGUCAACAGCACCAUGGGAACGGCAGCAUAUAUGGCACCUGAGGUCAUUACGAGGGCAAAGGGCGAAGGUCACGGGCGAGCAGCUGACAUCUGGAGUUUGGGAUGUGUCCUUAUCGAGAUGGUGACUGGGAAGAGGCCAUGGCACGAGUAUGAGCACAACUUCCAGAUCAUGUACAAGGUGGGUAUGGGCCACAAGCCCCCCAUCCCAGAGAAGCUGUCCACUGAGGGGAAGGAUUUCCUGGGUCACUGUCUAGAGAGUGAGCCCAAACGACGCUGGACCGCCAGUACCCUGCUAGACCACCCCUUCGUCAAGGUUUGCACGGAUGAAGAGUGAGGGGGAACUGACACCACUGCUCCCACGUUUAAACUAUAGCACUACUGUUCAUGUUGGCCAGAGACCGAAAGACGAGGGUCUUGUGAACACAGGAAAUUAUGACUGCAGGCAUAUGGAGCUAAACUGAGGAACUUUAAGACAUCAUUUCCGAUGGACGACUAAACUGGAUCAAUUGGAUCGUGUUCCUUACAAACCAAGCGGAAGAAAACUGACUGCAACAGGGAGAGACACUACCUGUAUCUGUUAAAACGUUUUGCUACAGUGUGCCCUAAUGAACAUGACCCUGUAGUAGUCGACUUAUGUCCUGGGGAGGGCAAUGUAUUGUACAUACUGUAAUAAUAAGAUUGGAUCCUUCCUUGUAUAAACAAUAUUGUAAAGCUUAGGUAACAAGUAUAGCCACAUCUUGUUGUUCUCUCACUGGUGAAGAUGAGAUGGAACAAGGCAAAUGAGGAAGAUAUUGAUAAACAAAAGCUAUGGCACUUUAAAUAACAGUUUUUUUUUUCCUCCUUUCAGUGAGUGUAUUAGGGACAGUUGAGCGCAGGGGAGAUCUAAGUUCACUGCAGACAUUUGGGCCUCGUUCAGUAGGCAAACGUUGUGGAACAUUGCAGCUAGAAAUGUUUGUUUUACAUAACGUCUGAAUGUUACACAAUAUUGUGCCCUUCUGAACGUGCCCCGGGUUUGGUCGAGGCAGUCUGAAGUCUUGCCUUCAGUCGUUUGAUGAGGUGAGUGUCAUUGCACAGAAGCAGGGGAUGCUGUACUUAGUGCCAAAAUAUUUUUUUACAUUUUAAAUCCAACAAUGACUGAGGGUGUUAUCAUCCAUAUCAGGUGAACGGUUUACAAAUUACAGCAUUUUUUGGACAUGGGGGGGGGGGACUAGAGUGCCAAAGUAUUGGGACAAAUUCACUUGUAUAGUAAAGAAAAUUGAUGUUUUUGGUCCCAUAUUCAUAGCACUACAUCAAGCUUGUGACUAAACUUAUUGGAUAAUGAGUGAAAGUUCACCACACAAAUCUCAUACCCAGGACAUGCUAACCUCUCAUUAUUGUAAUGGUGAGAAGUUAGCUUGUGCGGUGACCUCACUCAUCAUUAUCUGAAAGUGUGUAGAAACAUAUUGUGUUUUUUUUUUUUUUUUUUUU